GACAAGCCGGCUCCGAAAAAGGCCCAGCCAAAAAUUUCACUCCACCAAAACUGACCACCAAGAUACCGUAUCUUGGACGGAUUUGGAGCUGCCCACGUGCAAAGCGAAGAACUAUCGAAAACACCUUUAAUAACUCCAGUACCGCUUUUCAAUUGAGUUGGUACCCCUCCCCAGUCAGUUGCCACUAUAACCAUCUGCCACAAUGGCUGGUGGUACUGUCAAGUACCGACAUCUGAGUCGCAAUUCAGCAGCCCGUGUGGCCUUGCUGCGCGGUCUGGUCACUCAACUCGUCCAAUUCGAACAUAUCCACACAACUUACGCCAAGGCAAAGGAAGCUCAGCGCAUGGCAGAGAAGCUCAUCACACUGGCGAAGAGGGACAACGAGCCUGCUCGCAGAUCAGCACAGGGUAUCCUAUAUACACCCACCAUAACCCUACCUAAACUGCUAGGCGAGCUGCGAACCCGAUAUUUGACCCGAGAGGGAGGCUAUACUCGCGUCGUGCGCACCGAGUCCAAGAACACAUAUGAUCAGGGCGAGAGUGCCAUACUUGAAUUCGUCGACGGCCCAAAGGACUCACGCUUCAUGAUGACUGCCAAGACAGUUGCCCGCGACCGAAUGCUAGGGCAAGAGCAUACUCCUGUCACCAGAACCAAUAUCAAGAAAGUCACACAGUUCCGCGGCGAGGUGCCGUUUGAGGAGAUGGUGCGGAGGUUUAUGAUUUUGAAGACCGGUGAGAAGACUGGACCCUCACGGGAUGAGAGUAGUUUGGCUGAAGUCGAGGCCGAGAAGGCGGCAGACAAGAAUGCCGAGCGGGCAAAGGAAAUGGCCGCUGGUAUCGUACCGGAGUCGGUGAGAAAGGCAGCGCAACAGAAGAACUCGCCAUAGAAGCGACAUGUAUAUCAUAUUACGAAAGAGGUGAAGCUCUGUACAAAAGCUGUAUAAAUUAUUAUAUCAUGACACAAUUAUGGUUUUGCUUAACCACGGUGCUUUUGAAAAGGCGGACUUGAUACGCUGUCCUAGCUCUACUAACUUUUCAAACAUACAAACAUGCUCCCUGAUACAAGAUGCAUUUAGAUGAAUUCAAAGGUAUCGCCGCGAUCCUGAAUCAUCUUGCCAACUCUCUUGGAACCCACGAUCCGUUCCAACUUCAUUACAUCGUACUUUGAAAACACAACCUUGACAGUUCCCUGACCAGGUUCAAGUCUGAGGUCCUGCUCACUCUUGCUAAGAUAUCCACCCGCAAUCUCAGUAUAGAAGAUGGGGUUGUCAGGUAACCCGUAGAAUAUGACUCGCUGCACACCACGGAAUUGAUAUCGUCGGAAAUGAUGUGCUCGCUCAGUGUAGAGCAGAACGCGAUGGCGGCCGUUGAGGAAAUGUGACCGCGCCCGCGAGGCUUCUGGUACGUCUGCAUAUUCGGAGAUGGCCCCAAAAGUGACAUUUUCGACCGCACUUGACGUUGCAAAGUAGUUCCUCACUCGGACAAAGUCCAGAUAGGAGGGGAUAAAAACGAGCGUUCCAGUAGCAUCCUUUGCCCGCUUGGCAAGUGAGGGGACAAUGGCAGAAGUGAAAUACUCGAAUCGCGCAUCAGGAUCCUUAUCGACCGAGCUAGACUGGAACCUUGAGAAGGUUUGCUUCGCCUUGAUACCGAGUUGCGACAACAUGCCCGGAUACUCGGGCUGCAGCCGGACUUUUCCAGCCCAGUUGUGACAGUGUAGUCGGAGAAGCUCGGACAGCUCGGGGGUGUUGAAGGCAGACAUGAUGAUAGUCUGUCUGAAAUAUUUUGCCCAGUCUUCCAAAUACCAACUUCUUACACGACUAAAGUCACAACCAUGUGCAUCCUUGGGCUGGAGGUUCAUAUGUUCAAAGAUGAAUUCGACGUGUUCCCAAUUUUGCAUGAGAAGUGCAUCCGCUUGAUCAACAAUGACCAUCUCAACAGAGCUCAGGAAGUCAAAGUCAAGCUUCUUAUCAUCCUCAGAGCCGAUAGCCAUACGAAGACCGAGAGGACUAGCGAAGAGUAUGUCUGAGUUGUAGAAUUGCGCAAAGUACUUGAUUGUCUUGCGAGUGAACUUCAUGCCCAGACGGAACAUGUCAUCAUCACUUCCCUCAAAAAGAUCCUUGAAGUCAGCCGGUCUAUCGGCGCCAAACUUAGCCUCUUUGUCGACAUAACCAUCGUCAAAUCGCUUGCGGUU
Fusarium odoratissimum NRRL 54006 is the source of this 2190-nucleotide messenger RNA. RefSeq lists its product as uncharacterized. The coding region runs from base 203 to 886 and encodes 227 amino acids. The transcript has 2 exons. Lineage: Eukaryota; Fungi; Ascomycota; Sordariomycetes; Hypocreales; Nectriaceae. Gene Ontology annotation, molecular function: structural constituent of ribosome. The record is from RefSeq and is a predicted model, not a curated record. Gene Ontology annotation, biological process: translation. Gene Ontology annotation, cellular component: ribosome; mitochondrial large ribosomal subunit.